This is a messenger RNA of Anopheles coustani, 1726 nucleotides long. Its product is annotated as mitochondrial ornithine transporter 1. Gene Ontology annotation, molecular function: L-ornithine transmembrane transporter activity. The record is from RefSeq and is a predicted model, not a curated record. Lineage: Eukaryota; Metazoa; Arthropoda; Insecta; Diptera; Culicidae. The coding region runs from base 735 to 1661 and encodes 308 amino acids. The transcript has 2 exons. Gene Ontology annotation, biological process: mitochondrial L-ornithine transmembrane transport.
CAACACGGAACCAUGUGGCGCGGGUAUACCCUUUCAUACACUUUCAGUUGUUCGGCUACUAUCACUCGUUGUACACACUUUGAACUACUAUCCGGUGAUAAGAUUGCGCUUGCGUUGAUGCGCGUAUCGUCGCCGGACGCUUUCCGCAUCAAAGAUCGAUGACGCAGCGUGCUUUCCAGCGCAAAGCAUGCUUGGAGGCGAUCGGUGUACAGCAGAAGUGUGACGCAACGACUUGCAACCGGUUGCCUCAUGUGCGGCCCGGAGAAGGUUGUCGGCACUUGUUCAUCCUAACAUCCGAGGCGCGAGGUUGCGUGAGAUUAGUUCAUAGCAGAGUGUGCGCUCCAGACGAACGAGUACUUUGCUAUUACAGCAGAUAAGAAAGGGAGGCUGACGUUCCAAACCUUCCUCGUUAUCAAUCACAUAUUGUGUUGCUCAAAAUAUCGGUGUUGACAACCAGUGUCCAGCCCAGCCAACACACGAGUGGCUUAAUUAUUGCGGUGUUAGCAACAACCGGCCGAGACGCGUUUGAACAGGGUGUGUGCGCUGUGGAGGACAGGUGCCCGACGAGAGGAAAAGUAAACUGUUAGCCCUCAAUCCGGAAUGUUUUCCCUGAACCUGAAAUCAACUUCUUAGACGUACCAAGUUGGCGCGAUCAACCGAUCCAUCUGCAGUGUGCCGUGUCAAAAUUCGAAAACGCAUCACAACGACGCACUGAUAUUAGUACCGGAAUAAAAAUGCACGGGACAGGUGAAGCCAGCAGUUUAAAAACAGGCGUGAUUGAUUUCACUGCCGGUUGCUUAGGUGGAGUCGCUCUAGUCUACGUGAGCCAACCGAUGGACACGGUGAAGGUGAAAAUGCAAACCUUUCCAGGACUGUACAAGGGUCUGGUGAACUGCACGGUGCAGACAUUCAAGCGUGACGGCAUCGUGAGGGGCCUGUACGCUGGGACACUGCCGGCCGUUGUCGCGAACGUGGCCGAGAACUCAGUAUUAUUUGCUGCGUACGGUGCCUGCCAAAAGCUGGUGGGGCGUACCGUGCACAAACAAAACCUGACCGAACUAUCGACGCUGGAGAACGCGACCGCAGGCUUCCUGGCCGCUUUUUUCUCGUCCUUCACCCUCUGCCCGACCGAGUUGAUAAAGUGCAAGCUCCAGGCACUGCGGGAAACGCAAUCGCAGGCGCAGGCGGCGGCGGCGGAUGGCAAAUCCCGUCCGACCAUAUCAUCCUACGCUCUAGUAAGUCAAAUCCUACGUACCGAGGGCAUACCGGGCAUGUUUCGCGGCCUGACAUCGACAUUCGCGCGCGAAAUGCCGGGCUACUUUUUCUUCUUCGGUGGAUACGAGAUGACGCGUGAGUUUUACACAAAACCAGGCCAAACGAAGGACGACAUCGGGCCACUGCGAACGAUGGUGGCGGGUGCGGUCGGCGGUGUCGCCCUCUGGACGGUCAUUUUUCCGGCCGACGUGAUCAAGAGCCGCAUACAGGUGUACAGUAUGCGGGCGAGCAUGACGCAGGUCGGGCUGGACAUCUUCCGCAAGGAAGGCGUGCUUGCCUUCUACAACGGGCUGCUGCCAACGAUCGUUCGAACCAUUCCUGCUACAGCGGUGCUCUUUGUGGUAUACGAGUACACGAAGAAAACGUUAACGAAGCUCCUUGAGUAGCGAAAGAGUUACAUGUUUCUUACCUCAGUAAUAAAAAAUUCUAAAUGUAUUUUUUCUACAACCAU